Molecule: messenger RNA, 3062 nt
Organism: Rubroshorea leprosula
Lineage: Eukaryota; Viridiplantae; Streptophyta; Magnoliopsida; Malvales; Dipterocarpaceae
Source: the annotation of a GenBank genome assembly
GGUAUGGUUUUUUUCUCUUACUGUUAAGUCGUUUGUGUUCUACUCCACGUAAGAGGUAUACUUAAAAUCCUUCUAUACUUGUUCUCAGGUGAUGGAAGAUCAUGGUAAGCAAAAAGAUGCAGUCCUGGUUCGUAUAGAUGCGAAGCUGAAUUCGCUUUCAACAUUACAUAUACAGAAGCGUAAAAUUUUCAAAGUGCCUCGAGAAUUGCUUGAGAUAAAUAAAAAUGCCUAUGAACCUCAUUUCGUUUCCAUCGGUCCUUAUCAUCAUGGUAAUGAUCACUUUAAGGCAAUGGAAGUAUACAAGGUUCGUUUAUUUAAAAUGCUUCUUCAACGAAUAGGACAGUUAAGUACAGCUACAUGUGUAGCAGCAAUGAGAGAUAUGGUGGAAGAGGCUCGUAAUUGUUACGCAGAAUCCUUAACCAUGUCUACGGAUGACUUUUUAGAAAUGAUUGUCCUUGAUGGAUGUUUUGUUGUUGAACUAUUUCACCAAAUUCAUUGUAGAGAGUGGGUUGAGGAUGAACUAUUCGAGUUAUUGGGCUUGACGAGUGGAAAUGACAAGUUUUUAUACAUUAAGUCAUUCUUUGACGUGUUUGAUAAUUCAAUACUGCCAGGGUUCAAGGCCAAGGAUGCAAGCUGGAACGAGGGUUCAAUUGCAAGUGCCAAGCACCUCCUAGACUUACUUCACACUAGGUGGAGUUCUACAAUUCAACAAACAGGUGCUGAACAGAAUACUGCAACUAAAGGAGGCAAAUGGUCUUACAUACCUUCCACUUCAGAACUCAGAGAGGCGGGAAUUGAGUUCAAGAAGGUCGAGGGAGACGGACGCAACCUGAUUGAUAUAAAGUUUACAAAUGGGAUAUUUGAGAUUCCAACACUUACAGUUCAGAAUAAUACAGAGUGUUUGCUUCGUAAUAUCAUUGUUUGCGAGCAAUUCGACUGUAAGUUUCCAGCUUACUGGACUGAUUAUAUCAUUCUCAUGGAUUGUCUAAUGAACACAGAAAAGGAUGUGGAUUUGCUUUGCCAGCAUGCAAUAAUUGGAAAGUUUUUGGGGGAAAAUGCAGCAGUAGCGACCCUGUUUAACAGGCUUGGAUAUCCUGUAAGCUUCUCUACAGAAAUGUUCUUUUACAAAGAGUUAUCUAAUGAUAUCAACAAGCAUUACAGUUCACCUUGGAACAAAAACAUGGCAAAGUUAAGGCACGAUUACUUCCACAGUCCAUGGUCAUUCAUCUUCUUCCUUGCUGCUGGUUUCUUGCUUCUCUUUACACUGCUACAGACAAUAUUUACAAUCUUCCCUUGGGCCAAGGAUGAUGAUGAGGCUGAUCCACCAUCUAAACUACCUGUGAAAAGGAGGAUCACAACAGAGAAAGAAGCAGAAAUUGAAGGUCCUUCAAUCCCUAAGACUAAUAUAAAGAAAGUGAAAACUGUUGAGGAGAAAGAAAAGGCAGAGGCAGGGGUCAAAAAUCAAAAGGAUAUCCCUGUUGAUAUUGAUGAUGAAGAUUCUGAUAACAGGAAUAGUGGGGACACUGAUUAUAAUGAUAGUGACAAUCCAGGACAUUUGCGGCCAUUUUCUUCAUCUGAGGAGGAAGAUGUGUUCUUUGUUGCUUCUGAUCAACCAAGCGUGAGAUCUACAGAUGUCUUCUACAAUUCAGAUUGGAAGGUGAUGGCAGACGACAGUAUUCAAAAUGAUGAAGUCCAGAUUCUUAUAGAUGGGAGGCUGGAAUUGCUUUCAGCAUUACAGAUACAGAAGCAUCAAAUUUUCAAAGUGCCUCGCGAGUUACGUGAGGUAAAUAAAAAUACCUAUGAACCGCAUAUCGUUUCUAUCGGUCCUUAUCACCAUGGUAAAGAUCACUUGAAGGCAAUGGAAGUACACAAGUUACUGGACAUGGGGGAUGAAAAUAAAAAGAUUGAAUACAUUAAGUCAUUCUUUGAGGUGUUUGAUGAUUCAAUACUGCCAGGGUUCAAGGUCAAGGAUGAAAACGGGAACGAAGGUUUAAUAGCAAGUGCCAAGCACCUCCUAGACUUAGUUCACACUAGGUGGAGUUCUUCAAUAGGGGGCAAGGGGAAUGUAACCCAUGGCGAGGGUUCAAUAACGUGUGUCGAGCAUCCCCUAGACUCUGUUCAUACUAACUGCAUUUCUCCAACAGAACAAACAGGUGCCAAUAAGAAUAUUGUGGAGAGAGGAGGUUGUUUGUGUUACAUACCUUCCGCUUCAGAACUGACAGAGGCAGGAGUUAAGUUCAAGAAGUUUGAGGGAGAGGGACGCAACCUGUUUGAUAUAAAGUUUACAAAUGGGAUACUUCAGAUUCCAACACUAAUUAUUCAGAAUAAUACAGAGUGUUUGCUUCGUAAUAUCAUUGUUUGUGAGCAAUUCGACAGUGAGUCUCAAGUUAAUUACUGGACUGAUUAUAUUGUUCUCAUGGAUUGUCUAAUAAACACAGAAAAGGAUGUGGAGUUACUUUGCCAGAGUGGAAUAAUUAGUAGCUUUUUGGGUGAUAAUGCAGCAGUUGCUACCCUGUUUAACAGGCUCGGGUAUCAUGUAAGCUUCUCUCAAGAAAAAUUCUUCUAUAAAGAGUUAUUUGGUGAUGUCAAGAAGCAUCACGGCUCGUUUUGGAACAGAAACAUGGCAAAGUUAAGGCACGAUUACUUCAACAGUCCAUGGUCGUUGAUCUCCUUCCUUGCUGCAGUUUUCUUGCUCCUACUUUCCCUGGUACAGACUACAUUUACAAUCUUUUCACGGAAUUGAAAGUGCAGGAAACCAGAAGCUUUCAUCCAUGGAUUUGGCUCUUCAACAUAUAUCUGAAUAAGGCGGGGACUUCUUAGGCCAGAAUGUGUGAUUAGUUGUGCAAGUGUGAGUGCAUGAGAUUAUUUGUUGAUUGUAUAAUACCGUAAUAGUAGUUGUUGGUUGUGAUACCAUCGAGUGUGUUAACUGGCAUGCGAGUGCUCAGCCUUGUUUCUCUCCUCUGUUUCUUUAGUUAAUCAGGGCACUGUACUUUCUUACCUAUAAUUUCAAGGCAGUGUAUCCCUAAGUAUACUACAUCAUGCAAUAAAAUUCAUUUUUUAUU